AUGUCUGUCGAUUUCGGUUGGCGGCGUUUCAACUUUUUUGAUAAAAAUGUGGUUCAAGACCCUGAGAAACCAGGCGAGAAGUUUUUAGGCCUUAAGGACGUUUGCGUGGAUUGCUGGUGCAGUGGAGGAGAUGCAGUAUAUCUAGGUGAAUCCAGAGGUGGAGUGUUUCGUCUGUGCAGAGAAUUAGAUGAGUAUUAUUGGAAGGCUUAUCAGACGGCUCUUACUGCACUGCAUGCAGCAGAGAAGUACAUAUUCUCCAUCGGAGAAGAUGAAGAGGGAACAAAUUCGAUCUUGAAAAUUUGGCAAGGGGACCACUUAGAGAAGGCUGCUCCACUUUUGCAUCGGGAGAUUCGGCUGUCAUCAAUUCAUCCAUCUGGCCAUUGUUCAGUGGCCGCAUGUUCUGUAACCGUUCACUCAUCCCUGUCUUCAAUAGCUGUUGGGUUCGUUGACGGUACUGUACUACAUUAUCAAGGCGACAUUAUUAAAGACAAGGCACUCUUUUCUCGAUGGUAUCGCUUCCGUGAAGCUUCGCCUUCGGAUGGUCCUGUUACAGGACUAGCGCUUGCGAAGUUGCCUGCGGAACGAUUAGUAGCAUUUGUGGUCACCACUAAAGCUGUGCAUUCCUAUGUUAUUGAAAACAAAGUUGUUACCAAUACGCUUAAACAUGAUUCACCAGGGGCGCCUAAGGAUUGCUGGACGUUUGAUGAACGAACAGGUUCAAUAGUCAUAGCUAGCAGAGAUAUGGUGUUUUUCUAUGAAGCCGACCAGUGCACAGAAACUGAUGGUUAUCGUGGACGCUGCCUUCAAUUGGGAAGAAGCCAUGAAAAGCUUCAGCUGAUUGCUGUAGGCGAACACCUUGUUUUACUUACAAAGCAACAGGCACUUAUUCCGUCGAGCGAUGAGACCAAAUUUAUGUCAAUGGUCACAGUUUACAACGUUAAAGGACAGUAUAUAGGAUUUUCCUGCUCCUUGCCUUCACUAUGCAGGUACUUUAUAGGAAAAGAUUUAAACUUACUUGAUCAUCGUAUUAUGAUAUUGUUUGCCGUUGAUCAGUCUUUAAUGAUUCUUGGUAAGGAUGGGACACUUUCCGAGCUCACAGAGAAGAAUCUCUGUGCUAAGUUGGACAUACUCUUUAAGAAGAAUCUUUACGAUGUGGCUGUUAUUCUGGCGAAGAGCAGUAAAGAUGGAAAUGAACAUCUAAAAUCAAUCCAUGCCAAAUAUGGCGACUAUCUCUACGGGAAAGGUGAUUUCGACAAUGCUAUAAACGAGUACAAGGAGACUAUUGGAAUGCUGGAGCCGUCAUAUGUUAUUAAGCGGUAUUUGGAUGGUUCGCGUUUGAGGCAACUCUGUGUUUACUUGGAAUCUCUUCACGAAACCACACACUACAAUUUGCAUCACACCACCAUACUACUCAAUUGCUACGCCCAACUCGAAGAGAGGAAGAAAAUGAUGAAAUUCCUCGAAAGCUUGUCCACCGACGGAAAGACAAACAUGGCCAAUCUGUUUGAUCGAUUUGCCAUGCAUUCGACUUCAUUAAACAUCAUUGGAGGCGAUUAA
Messenger RNA from Angiostrongylus costaricensis, 1557 nucleotides. The record is from the annotation of a GenBank genome assembly. NCBI's taxonomy places the organism in Eukaryota, Metazoa, Nematoda, Chromadorea, Rhabditida, Metastrongylidae.